Molecule: messenger RNA, 291 nt
Organism: Penicillium angulare
Lineage: Eukaryota; Fungi; Ascomycota; Eurotiomycetes; Eurotiales; Aspergillaceae
Exons: 1
Coding region: 1-291 (96 amino acids)
Source: RefSeq, a predicted model, not a curated record
AUGCUGCUGCGGGCUGAAUCAUCCGGUAGUUCUAACCCUGCGCAGCUGCCACUUCAGGUCAAGGAGCGAGAACAAGGCUUGGGGUCAGAUCGAGCAGCAUAUCCGGUGAAUGAAAGGGGCAGUGCGUGCAAUGGUCGGUGGGGGCGAGAGGGGAAAGAAGGGGGUGGCGACGAGUGCAAGAUAGAGGAGUGGAAGGAAAGGAAAGAGAGGGACAAAAGGUCGAAAGGGCAGGGCGAGGUUUUUAUACCGGCGCAACAAGAGAGCUUACAAAAUAUAGUAUUGGGGCGCUAA